This is a messenger RNA of Drosophila montana, 1836 nucleotides long. RefSeq names its product transmembrane protein 26. NCBI's taxonomy places the organism in Eukaryota, Metazoa, Arthropoda, Insecta, Diptera, Drosophilidae. The record is from RefSeq and is a predicted model, not a curated record. Bases 1 to 1569 code for a protein of 522 amino acids. The transcript is spliced from 8 exons.
AUGGCCAAAAUAAUAUCAACGAUUAAGGCCAUUCUAACGCGCAUUAUAUUCAGCGCCCACAGCCUGCUGGCCAUUUGGCAGGUGACCACGUUCAAGAAGGACAUCAUCUAUUGGACGCUAUGUGGGCCACUGCUGCUGCUGCUGCUGGAGGGCAUCUUCACCAUCAUGAUCAAGAAGACGCAGGAAUGGCGCUGGUUCUGCCCCUCGGUUUUUCUGUAUCUGAGCAGCAUUGUGCCGGCCAUUUGGCUACUCGAACUGGAUAAGAUUGAGCGGCGCCUGCAGCUGAUGAAUGCCUCGCUAGUCAAUGCAAAUGCCAGCAAUGCCAUCAAUGACAGCAGCCUCGCCGGCACCACCACCACCACCACCAGCACCAGCCACACCACCAGCACAAACAGCAGCGCCAUCGCGCCAGUGGCUGAUCUGCUGGAUGAUGCUGGUAUCACUUUGCCCGUCAUAAGCCCCGACACUUGGACGACGCUCAUUGAACAGUUUCUCAUGCUAAUCCUGAUUGUCGGCCGCUGGCUGCUGCCCAAGGGAGACUUAACACGCGACCAGCUCAGCCAGCUGCUGUUGGUCUACAUUGGCACGGCUGCAGAUAUCAUUGAGUUUUUUGACUCCUACAAAGAUGAUUCCAUAGCACGCAUUGGAUUUUUGGUCUUUCUCACAUUGGGCAUUUGGUCCUGGAGUCUCAUGCAGUUUACCAUUGUGCUGUCGGCCACAAGGGGCAGGCGACCGCGAGGCAGUGGCUCUCAUCACAAGGAGGACCAGACGGACUGCUGCCAGAACUGCUGUUGUGGCAUCGAUGUCUGGGGCAUAGUGCUGAACGUUAUUCUGCAGGAUGCGCCGUUUCUCACAUUUCGUCUAUUGAUUAUAUUUCAAUACAAGAUAAUCAACUACAUGAACGUGUUUUUUACAUGCAAGAACUCCUUGGUCAUUAUACUACAAUUGUACCGCCUGUAUGUGGUCAAUGCGGAGUUCUGGAAGAGUCGACGCGAGAGUCGCAUGGCCAAGGCGCGUCAGUAUCAGUCGCGUCGGCGGGUUCACGAUGCGGACCAGAACAGCAUCUAUAUGAUAUCCAAUGAGCGUGGCGGGGAAGUCAAAAAGAAGAUUAAGAAAGCCAAGGAUAGAGACUUCGUUGAACCAGAAGCCAGCUACAGCAAAAAGAAGCGCGACAAAAAGGGCAAAAAAAAACGUAAACGCAAGGAUACGGGCUACUCCACUGCCAGCUCACAGAAUCUGUACUCCACCAAGGUUGGUAACAAGGACAAAAAGGGCAAGAAAUCAAAGCGCAUCUGCAGCAGCUCGCCCAGCGACUGCGAUCCCAUGAAUAUUAAAAAACAGAAACGAGCCAAAAAUGCGGAAAAGGCUGAUAAAAAAAAAUCCAGAAAAAUUGAGGCAGUCAUUGAGGAAUCAAGCAGCUCCACCAGCAGCAGCUCGGACUCCAGCAACUCCACAUUGCCCAGCUAUGAGGUUAUAGAUGAGAAGAAGUCGCGACGCCGCAAACAUGGCCACAGCAGCGACUCCAGCUCCAGCUCCAGCAGCUCGGACUCGUCCUCAUCAUCGUCGUGAGCUGGGCGGAGUACAUUUGGACUAACGGCAUUUUAGCGCGCACUCCGUUAAAAGCAACGUUGGGGAAACAAACUUUUUGGUGACAGCCAAAAGUACAUUUGGCUGCGACACUGGUCGAAUUAGACCCAUGUGUCGCAUUUUUUGGUAGAUAACCCAUUGUGAGGUUAAUUAAUUUGUCAGAAACAUAUAUUUUCAUAUGUUUGCAUAUAUAUGCUAAAAAAAUACUCAAAUUUAAGCUAAUAAAAUGGCGCCUUGAUUUUCAAACAA